Molecule: messenger RNA, 498 nt
Organism: Chrysochloris asiatica (Cape golden mole)
Lineage: Eukaryota; Metazoa; Chordata; Mammalia; Afrosoricida; Chrysochloridae
Product: 40S ribosomal protein S20-like
Exons: 4
Coding region: 77-436 (119 amino acids)
Biological process (GO): translation
Cellular component (GO): ribosome; cytosolic small ribosomal subunit
Molecular function (GO): structural constituent of ribosome; RNA binding
Source: RefSeq, a predicted model, not a curated record
CGGCCGCUCCUGCUCCUGACUCACCGCUGUUCGCUCUUGCCGAGGAACAAGUCGGUCAGGAAGCCGCGCCGCCGCCAUGGCUUUUAAGGAUACCGGAAAGACGCCCGUGGAACCAGAGGUGGCCAUUCACCGGAUUAGAAUUACUCUAACCAGCCGCAACGUGAAGUCGCUGGAGAAAGUAUGUGCUGACUUGAUUAGAGGUGCAAAGGACAAGAACCUGAAAGUGAAGGGCCCAGUUAGGAUGCCUACCAAGACUCUGAGAAUCACAACAAGGAAGACACCUUGUGGUGAAGGUUCUAAGACCUGGGACCGCUUCCAGAUGAGAAUCCACAAGCGACUCAUUGACUUGCACAGUCCUUCUGAGAUUGUUAAGCAAAUCACUUCCAUCAGUAUUGAGCCUGGAGUAGAGGUUGAAGUCACCAUUGCAGAUGCUUAAGUCAACUAUUUUAAUAAAUUGAGUAUCCAUUGGUAGAUUUUGUUGGCUUUUAUUCAGAAUAC